AACAUGGUGGAAGGGACAAGGCAGCUCUCUGGAGCCUCUUUUAUGAGAGAACUAAUCCCAUUCAUAAGGGCUCCACCCUUAUGACCUAGUCGCCUCUCAAAAGGCCCCACCUCCUAAUGGCAUCACCUUGCGGUGACCGAGUCUCCCUGGAUCACUCAGUCUGGAGUGCAGCGUUGUGAUCAUAGCUCACUGCAGCCUUGAGUUCUUGGGCUCAAGCAAUCUUCCCACCUCCGCCUCCUCACAUUUCCAAGUUCGUUCUGUGAGACUCUAGCGUCAGGACAAAGCAACAACAAAAUGUGCUCUACUCUAAAGAAGCGUGGGACAUACAGAACUGAAGCUGCAGAAUGCCAUGACCGUGGUAGCACUUUUCAAGGAAGAAAGAAAGGUGGGAGUUCUUUCCGGGAUAAUUUUGACGGGAGGAACUGUCAUUAUGAACAUGGUGGGUAUGAGCGCCCGCCUUCACACUGCCAGGAGAAUGAUGGAAGCAUGGAGAUGAGGGAUGUCCACAAGGACCAACAACUAAGACACACUCCUUAUAGCAUCCGACGCGAAAGAGGAAUGAAAUGGCAUAGUGAAGACGAAAUCCGUUUUACCACGUGGAGAAAUACAAAACCUCCAAAGAGAAAAAUGAGGCAGAACACACAGGAUGGAUACACAAGGAACUGGUUCAAGGUCACAAUUCCUUACGGGAUAAAGUAUGACAAGGCAUGGCUAAUGAAUUCAAUCCGGAGCCAUUGCAGUGACCCCUUCACUCCGGUUGAUUUCCACUACGUCCGAAAUCGGGCAUGCUUCUUUGUCCAGGAUGCUAGUGCUGCCUCCGCAUUGAAGGAUGUCAGUUAUAAGAUUUGUGAUGACGAGAACCAAAAGAUAUGUAUAUUUGUCAAUCAUUCUACUGCGCCCUACUCUGUGAAGAAUAAGUUGAAGCCAGGCCAAAUGGAGAUGCUAAAGCUGACCAUGAACAAACGGUACAAUGUCUCCCAGCAAGCUCUUGAUCUCCAGAAUCUCCGCUUUGACCCAGACUUGAUGGGCCGUGACAUUGAUAUAAUCCUGAAUCGAAGAAACUGCAUGGCUGCCACCCUGAAGAUCAUUGAAAGAAAUUUCCCUGAGCUGUUGUCUUUGAACUUGUGCAACAACAAACUGUACCAGCUGGAUGGCCUUUCUGACAUUAUAGAGAAGGCUCCCAAAGUCAAGACCCUGAACCUCUCCAAAAAUAAGCUGGAGUCGGUGUGGGAGUUGGGCAAGGUGAAAGGGCUGAAGCUCAAAGAGCUAUGGCUAGAAGGGAACCCCUUGUGCAACACCUUCUCGGACCAGUGCGCCUAUGUAAGUGCCAUCCGGGAUUGUUUCCCCAAGUUGUUACGCCUGGACGGCCGAGAGUUAUCCGCACCAGUGGUUGUUGACAUUGACAGCUCUGAGACGAUGAAACCCUGCAAGCAAAACUUUACUGGAUCUGAGACCCUAAAGCACUUAGUCCUGCAAUUCCUGCAGCAGUAUUACUCGAUCUAUGACUCUGGAGAUCGACAGGGUCUCCUCGGUGCUUACCACAAUGAGGCCUGCUUCUCCUUGGCUAUUCCCUUCGACCCCAAGGACUCAGCCCCGAACAGCUUGUGCAAGUACUUUGAGGAUAGCAGGAAUAUGAAAGCACUCAAGGACCCCUACCUGAAGGGGGAACUGCUGAGGCGCACAAAACGUGACAUUGUGGACUCCCUCAGUGCGUUGCCCAAAACUCAUCAUGACCUCAGCUCCUUCCUGGUGGACCUGUGGUGCCAGACGGAACGGAUGCUCUGCUUUUCUGUCAAUGGGGUUUUCAAGGAAGUGGAAGGACAGUCUCAGGGUUCUGUUCUCGCCUUCACCCGGACCUUCAUUGCUACCCCUGGCAGCAGUUCCAGUCUGUGCAUCGUGAAUGACGAGCUGUUUGUGAGGGAUGCCAGCCCCCAGGAGACUCAGAGUGCCUUCUUCAUCCCAGUGUCCACACUCUCCUCCAACUCUGAGCCCUCCCUCUCCCAGGAGCAGCAGGAAAUGGUGCAGGCUUUCUCUGCCCAGUCUGGGAUGAAACUGGAGUGGUCUCAGAAACCGAGGGCAAGAUCCCCGCGGAGGCCUUCAAGCAAAUCUCCUGAGAGGAGCCCUUCGAUGUCUUCUUUGUCUUCGUUCACAUCCUCUUUGUUUCCUCUUUUCACCAGCCUAAGGCCUGGCUGACCAGGAAGCCAACGUUAACUUGCAGGCCACAUGACAUAACCAUCCAAAGAGCCAGCUGCUCUGUGUAUUUGCGCCACUCAUGAUCACCAUUUUAUUUUCAUAAUAAAGAGUGACGUUACACGUUGUA
Symphalangus syndactylus (siamang) is the source of this 2320-nucleotide messenger RNA. RefSeq names its product nuclear RNA export factor 2-like. Gene Ontology annotation, molecular function: RNA binding; protein binding. Gene Ontology annotation, cellular component: nucleus; cytoplasm. NCBI's taxonomy places the organism in Eukaryota, Metazoa, Chordata, Mammalia, Primates, Hylobatidae. The record is from RefSeq and is a predicted model, not a curated record. Gene Ontology annotation, biological process: poly(A)+ mRNA export from nucleus.